Molecule: messenger RNA, 4040 nt
Organism: Strigops habroptila (Kakapo)
Lineage: Eukaryota; Metazoa; Chordata; Aves; Psittaciformes; Psittacidae
Gene: NT5C1A
Product: 5'-nucleotidase, cytosolic IA
Exons: 6
Coding region: 353-1555 (400 amino acids)
Biological process (GO): nucleotide metabolic process; adenosine metabolic process
Cellular component (GO): cytoplasm; cytosol
Molecular function (GO): 5'-nucleotidase activity; nucleotide binding; magnesium ion binding
Source: RefSeq, a predicted model, not a curated record
UAGUGAAGAGCUUUAAUUAAUAUCCACGUUCAUUCCGUUAACUACACACAGCGCAGGUUACCCAUGGAGGUGACAGGGCACCCACGGGCUCCCGGUCCUGACCUCCCCUUGUGCCUGUCCGGCCACCCGGUGUCACCCUGUGCUCUGCAGGGGUGGGCAAACCCCGGCGACCACCGAGAGCCACCCGUGGGUGCCCUCCCUGCGCUCUCUGCUGGUGCCACCUCGUCCCCAGCCCUUUCCCUUCGCUCCCCGGGGUUUGCAGCCCCCGGCGCUGACUCUGCCCCGGAGCGACUCCGGUGUUCGGGGGUGGGGGGGGGGGCGGGCUCGGUCCCGGUCCCGAAGCGGUUAAUCCAUGUCCCGGUGGGCUGAAACCCCGGAGCUUCAUGGGAUGCCUUAUAAAGCGCGUUCCGCCGACCGGCGGUGGCUCCGGGAGCGCCCGGUACGUGCGGACCCGCCGGUGCCCCGGAGCUGCCGCGCUAUGGAGCCGCCGGGAACCGCCGGGGCGCCGGGCGCAGCGGGGCGGCCCUGGGACGAGGCCAAAGCGUUCUACGACAACCUCGCCCCCAAGAAGAAACCCAAAUCGCCCAAGCCCGAGAACGCCAUCACCAUCGCGGUGUCCUCGCGCGCGCUGUUCCGCAUGGAGGAGGAGCAGAAGAUUUACAACGAGCAGGGGGUGGAGGCCUAUGUGAAAUACCAGCUGGACCACGAGAACGAGCCCUUCCUCCCUGGUGCUGCCUUCCCCUUCGUCAAGGCACUGGAGGCGGUGAACACGCAGCUGCGCGAGCUCUACCCUGACAGCGAGGAGCUCUUUGACAUCGUCCUCAUGACCAACAACCAUGCCCAGGUUGGGGUUCGCUUGAUCAACAGCAUCAAUCACUACGAUCUGUUCAUCGAGAGGUUCUGCAUGACGGGAGGGAACAGCCCCAUCUGUUACCUCAAGGCCUAUCACACCAACCUCUACCUCUCCUCCGAUGCCGAGAAAGUGAGUGGGGCCAUUGAAGAGGGGAUCGCUGCAGCCACCAUCUUCAGCCCCAGCAAAGACCUGGAAGUGUCGGAGAACCAGCUGCGGGUGGCAUUCGAUGGUGAUGCUGUGCUGUUCUCUGACGAGUCGGAGCAGAUUGUGAAGGCUCAUGGCUUGGACAUGUUUUUUGAGCACGAAAAGGCUCACGAGAACAAGCCUCUGGCACAGGGACCCCUGAAGGGCUUCCUGGAGGCCCUGGGGAAGCUGCAGAAGAAGUUCUAUUCCAAGGGGCUGAGGAUGGAAUGUCCCAUUCGCACCUACCUGGUCACUGCCCGGAGCGCGGCCAGCUCGGGAGCCCGGGCACUAAAGACUCUGCGCAGCUGGGGCCUGGAGACGGAUGAGGCUUUGUUCCUGGCCGGGGCCCCCAAGGGGCCGCUGCUGAAGAAGAUCCGUCCUCACAUCUUCUUCGAUGACCAGAUGUUCCACGUGGAGGGAGCCAAAGAGAUGGGCACCGUCGCUGCCCAUGUCCCCUAUGGCAUCGCCCAGAAGCACAAGAAGCCGGCGCAGGAGAAGCAAACCCCGAACAGCAAGUAGUGGAGCUGGCUGGUCAGCACAGCUUCACCCGUGCACCACACUCUGACCUGGGCUGGGGUCUCAAGGCACAGAGUGUUUGCCCUGCGAGCACGAGGUUAUUCCCAGCGGGAGCCGUGCUGGGGGCAUGGAUGGAGGAAGGGGCUGAUGAAAGGCUUCCUUUUGCCUCUGUAUUAUUGCAAUGUCUUGGCAUUGUCCCUGUUCCCGGGCAGCCCCAUGAGCCAUUUCCCCUUUCCUCUGCACUUGCUUCAGGCAAACCCCCUGGAGGAUGGAUCCCUCCUUUUGCGCACUGUUUAUACCAGGUUUAAUUUAUUGGUGUUUCUUUAAAACCCCAGGUGAUUCCCAAAGCCUUGACUUACAAAGCAAAUGCUCAGGCCGAGCUGUUGAACUGGAAAGUUGGGAGCGCACAAAACCCCUUCUUGCAGCUUUGAAACCAAAUAUUGCCCUUUUAAACUAAAUUUCCACCAUAAUAUUGUUCCUUCACAGCGCCAGCCCCUCCUCCCCAGCCAGAAAAUCUUUCCUGUCUUUUCAGCAAGGUUUUUGUCAGCUGAACAGCUUUCCUUUCAUGCACUAAAAUUGGGGAAAAUAGAAGCAAACACGUGAAAAAGAAAGACGAAAGUCCUGUUUCCUACUCGGAGCUCUGGGUUAGUGAGUUGCUGGCCCAGGUUCUUGGGUUUGGGUUUCCCAGUUGUGUGAUUUAUAAUCAUCUCAGUGAGGCCUUCAAUGGCCAGCUCUGCUGUAAGCACCCCGGGCUCUGCAGACACAUGCCUGGGGCUUGAAUUAAGUUAAAAGCAGACCCUAAUGCGUUAGAGACAUCAUUUGAAGUCCAUUUAGGUAAAUCUGCAGAGGAUUUCAGCCUGGGGGAUUUAAUUAAAGGAUUUUAUUCCCCCUUUCUAGGCUGAGCCCAGUGAGUUGAUAUCAUCAUCUUCUUCUUAGCUUCUUAAAACCGCUGGUGUUUCCUAAAAUAGACACCGCUGCUAGUGAUGCUGUGCGGGAGAAGCAAAGCUCCAAUGGAAAAACAGGAAGAGAAAUCAAUUGGAGAGCUGCUUCCAGAUCGGUGUGAAAAUCACACUGAUGCUUCUGCACAAAGCCCUGUCCCAAAGGAUGCUCUCGGCGGGGAGGGAGGAGGAGAAUUAAAGAUUACUUCUUUCUUGUGGGUUUUUUUCCCCUCCUUUUUGUCUUUUGUAGGCGGUACACCCCAUGGCUGGGCACGAAGGAUGCUCAGUGUUGUCAGACAGUAGCUUUCUACAAACACCAGCUCCGUGGGCUGAGGUUUUCUGAGGUAUGUGUCUGCCUCUGGCUCGCCUUUGCAGGGCACUUUGCAUGAUCAUACGCACAAGCUGGUGAUGCCUCGGAUGGCUUGGGAGACUCUUUUCUCUUUGCACUAAAUCCUGCUCUAGCAGAGAAAAGGAAAUUGCACUUUCCCCACCCCCCAGAACUAUUUCACUUUGACUGUUACUUGUCACAUCUGGGUGAGGAGCACCUUAGAGAAGAGUCUAAAAUCCAGACACAAAAAAGUCUUGAAAGAAAUGAGUAUCUAAUAACCUAUUAAUAUACAAGUUUAUAACAAGGCCUUGUCUUUUCAACGUGAACCCCAGAUAUUGGGAUCUGAACUGUAUCUCGGAGACCUUUUGGCAGCUGGGAUAACAGCCUGGCCUCCCAGGAAACACUUCCAUGGUGUCCUGCCAGCCCAGGAGGUGAUGUUGGAAGAGGAAUGGAGCUGUCAGCAAGCCCUUGGGAACCCCAGGGUGCUGGUGGGAUUGGAUAAGGGUGCAAGAACAGCCACUGGGGAUGGGUGCUUGCACUGGGUGCCAUGGGGGAUGCGUGUUUCAGAUAAGAGGUGUUGGCAGGGCUGUGCUGUGCAGGAGGAGAUGCUCUGUCUGAAGAUGCUGUCAGCAAUGUGUAAUGGUUCUGGGGCACAGCCCUGGAUCUCAGCAGCUUUCACUGCUGCCUUUCCGUCCUGAGAUGCACAGGAGCUGGGGGCGAGCUGGCAGCAGGGGUAUGGUGAAGGCAGGAGUUUUAGUGACUCUGCUUAGGUUCUCCUGCUGCCAGGGCAGUUUAGGGGCUCAGCAAAUGGGCCCCAAGUGAGGCAGACCUCGCUCUGCACCUCCCCAGUCCUUGUGCAGGGAGGAUAUUCUGCUCCUGCAGUGGCUGCCCUGUUUGCUUUUCUCCACAUGGCUUCCCACGUUGUUUUCUCCUCCUUUACUACAACUGGCAGAGGUGGAUUUGCUGCUGUUUUACUUCCCUUGUGUGCCCCUCUGUGCUGUCUCCUUGGGCUGGGGGAUUAAGCCUGGGCACAUAUCCCACCCGGAUGGGCCGGUGCGGUUGUGCCUCUUGUGCUGCCCUGGCCAAGGACUGAACUUCCCGCUGUGUGUUGUUGCUGUGGGUUUCACUUCAUUGUCCUCCAGUGGUUUUCCUUAUGGAUGGGCUGCCCUGUUAAUGGAACCCCUCGGGGUGUUGUUCUGUAAUAAACCAUUGUCCCAGCCUC